UCACACCAUUUCACACUUUUAAGUUGAAACUUCUCUCUCUCAACAAGAAAACAACAAACAACACGCGCUUUCCUCUCUACGGUGUCGCUUAGUUUCACCUGCAACGCAAUAAAAACUACUCUUUUCAAUCACAAAUCAACAACAGAACUCCAUAAUUUUUAUCCGAGCAUCUUAAUACUGAUUCUACUUGUUGGUGAUUACUUGAGGUGUUGAAAUUUUGUAUUGGUGGAGGAAUUUAUGCUGCCUUUCCGUUGAUAUAUUUCAGCUUUUCGAACAUAAAUACGCGUUUAACCUCUUUUUUUUUCAGGUGAUCUGUAUUCAUUCAAUAUUCACUUUAUUUUUUCUUUUGUUUUUAUUUACAUUUUCUCCUUUGUAUUUUAAUAUUUUUGUUCAGGGAUGGGUGUUUAUACGCCUAUAGAGAUGCAUAGAUUUUUCGAUUUGUUUAGCUCAUGAUAAGGAAGUAAUUAGCGAAUUCUUGGUAAUUAGCGCUAAAUAUAUGAAAAUAACAAGCUGUUUACUAAGAUGGUUGGAACUUUGGGAAUUUCUAUAACUUGCUCGAUUCUUAUCCAAUUGAAAGGUGUGGGAUUAGGAUAUCCUAGUGAUGAAGAUAUAAUACUCACUCAUGUAGUAUUAGUUAUAAAAAAUCCUCAAGAGUAAUGAAUCCAUUCAGUAUCAUUAUGAGCAUUCCUUAUUAGUAUUUCCUUCAUAGCGGAUAUUUAUCACAACUCACGAGCUAUCAAGCAUAAAACGAACUAAAUAGUAAAAACGUCGAACUCGAGAACUCUGUAGGAGUUUCAUUCUCUCUGUUCAUGGAAGCAUGAGUUGUUUAUAAAAGUUGCAACCUUUUCUCUAUUCCUUGUUUGGAUUGACAGAGUUGACUCUAUGAGUUGGAUACAUACCUAUCAAUUAAUUUGGUUUGCUGUAUAUGAUGGAAAUUAUGUGUGCAAAGUUGCAUGUAUUUGAUGUCUCGUGCUUUCUUUCUUUUUGUUAACCCACCUCCGGGAGAGGGUAUGUAAGGCUCUCUUAGCUUAUUUUGGUAAUAAGACUUUCUAUUGUUGAAAACUUUAAAUGCAUUGACCCUUUGUUCUUUGGAAUGGCAGGUUUGGGUUCGUCUUUGUUUGUUAUGAUAUACUCUGUAGUUGUAAUUUUUCUGAACUUAUAUUGCUCGUGGAUCUACAACCCUUCUUGUUGUUUGUGAACCUUGGUGCCAUUUGUGACUUUAUAGUUAAAAGAAGGCUGAUCUGGGAAGAAGGCUUCUAGUCAAAUUUCGGAAGAAAUAGAUUAGUGAUGCGGAAGGCAUCCCAGGAAGCUCUACCCUGUUCAAGUGUCAACUCUCACCUUCUGCCUAGUAAAAGCCAAGAUACUGAACUUUCUUUUCAGGCUUAUGCUGAACCAUUCUACACACUGGAAUCAACACCAAUGACUGGUUAUGCUGUCUUCAGUUCACCUACAGCUGUGAGUGUCUCUUCCAAUAAGAGUCCCUUCUCUCCACAACAUUCUCAUUCUUAUGCAUCAGAUGUCCAUCACUCCUCGGAGAAUAGCUCAUCUCUGAAUGGUUCUUUUGAAGCCAAUGAUGAGAGCAAUUUGGCUCAUUCUCUAUGGCUGUUGAGUAAUGAGUUACUCGGACCUGAAUGUGGUAGUGACUAUAAUGGAUCAUUAACUGAUGAAUCAGUGCAGCUUUGUUACUCCACUAGGUACCAUAAAAUCGUAGAGAUGGCCCCAGACAUGGACCUGAAACACCUGCUCAUAGCCUGCGCUGAAGUAGUAUCUGAAGCUGAUAUCGUCCCUUUCUCUGAAAGAAAGAUUGCAGCAUCAGCUGCAGAGACUUUGAUGGACAUAAUACAGGAAAGGGUUUCGGUAUCAGGUGAUCCUUUACAGAGAUUAGGUGCGUACGUGUUGGAAGCGCUCAGGGCAAGAUUGCUCUCGUCUGGAAGCUUAAUCUGCAAAAAGUUGAAGUGCGAUGAACCAUCAGGUCCCGACUUGAUGUCUCACAUGCAGUUGAUUGCUCAAAUCUGCCCAUUCUACAAAUUUGCUUAUAUGGCUGCCGGUACUGUCAUUGGGGAAGCCAUGGAAAACGAAAAAAGAAUCCACAUCAUCGAUUUUCAGAUUGCACAGGGAAGUCAAUGGUUGUCUUUCAUUCAGGCUGUCUCUCGUCGGUCUGAUGGUCCACCAUAUGUUCGCAUCACAGGUGUGGAUGAUUCUGAAUCAGCUCAUGCUCGAGGUGGAGGGCUGGAGUUAGUUGGUCAGAGAUUAGCUCAAUUAGCGGAGUCGUGUGGAGUACCUUUCGAAUUCCAUGGAGCAGGAACAUCAGGCUCUGAUGUAACACUAGAGAAUCUUAAGGUACAGCAGGGGGAAGCACUAGCUGUAAACUUUCCUUACGUACUGCAUCACAUACCUGACGAGAGCGUGAGCACUAGCAAUCACCGAGACCGCCUCCUUAGACUGGUGAAGAGCUUGUCUCCCAAGGUUAUGACCCUUGUUGAGCAGGAAUCGAACACCAACACUGCUACUUUCUCGAAACGAUUUCGUGAAACUCUGGAAUACUACGCAGCGAUGUUCGAGUGCAUAGAUGCAGCAGGGUUGGCAAGAGAUGAGAUGCAGAGGAUUAAUGCAGAGGAGCAUUGUGUGGCUAAGGAUGUGGUGAGCAUAAUAGCAUGCGAGGGGAACGAGAGGAUGGAAAGGCACGAGGUGUUUGGUAAAUGGAGGUCGAGACUAAGAAUGGCUGGAUUCUCGCAAAUUGGACUCAGUCCGAGUGUUACAAGUGGCGUAAGGACUAUGUUGAGAGAAUAUAGCCCCAAUUACAGACUAGCAGAGGCCGAUGGUGCUGUUUGUAUUGGAUGGAAGAACAGAGCUCUUGUAUCAUUUUCUGCUUGGAGAUGAAAGCAGAGAGAUGUUCGUCCAAGUAUGCUACUCUGUAUGAAUCAUUUUCAUAUCAGUUUUCUUAUCUAUGUGACCACUUUCAUUGUUGUCUAUUUCCUAAAUGUACUCGUCUCCACGUGACAUCUUUCAUGGAUCAUGCUUUCUUGGUGCAAAUACAUGUGGAUCCUCAACAGUACAUUUUUUAUUAGUAUAAUAAAUAAAAUCAGUAAAUAUUAUCAUGUGAAA
Molecule: messenger RNA, 3105 nt
Organism: Salvia splendens (bonfire salvia)
Lineage: Eukaryota; Viridiplantae; Streptophyta; Magnoliopsida; Lamiales; Lamiaceae
Product: scarecrow-like protein 21
Exons: 2
Coding region: 1288-2880 (530 amino acids)
Source: RefSeq, a predicted model, not a curated record